Nymphalis io (European peacock) is the source of this 360-nucleotide messenger RNA. RefSeq names its product cytochrome c oxidase subunit 5B, mitochondrial-like. Gene Ontology annotation, cellular component: mitochondrial envelope. The transcript is spliced from 2 exons. Bases 1 to 360 code for a protein of 119 amino acids. The record is from RefSeq and is a predicted model, not a curated record. Lineage: Eukaryota; Metazoa; Arthropoda; Insecta; Lepidoptera; Nymphalidae. Gene Ontology annotation, biological process: mitochondrial electron transport, cytochrome c to oxygen.
AUGUCGUUCUAUAUAGAUAUGAUGUCGUUGUUGCGAUCCAUAAAAUUUAUGCGGCGCGAUGGAAGAAGGAUGUAUGGAGCUUUUCACGACACUUUAGACCAAUUAACUGGUAUUGAAAAACGAGAAUUAUUGGCACAUCUUGCUGGAGAUUGUGACCCAUUCCGCAUGAUGAGUAUCAAAAAAGGUCUAGGUACUUGGGAAUGCCCUAACCUCAUACCAAGUGCAUUCUGCAAGCGGCUUGUGGGUUGCGUUUGUUACCCGGAGACAAACCAUAUUGAAUAUAUGUGGUUACAUCAAGGCGUGCCAAAGCGCUGUGGUUGCGGUUAUUGGUUCGUGUUGUGUCCGAUUGCACCACUAUGA